Molecule: messenger RNA, 9764 nt
Organism: Strigops habroptila (Kakapo)
Lineage: Eukaryota; Metazoa; Chordata; Aves; Psittaciformes; Psittacidae
Product: gamma-aminobutyric acid receptor subunit alpha-3-like
Exons: 11
Coding region: 442-1863 (473 amino acids)
Biological process (GO): gamma-aminobutyric acid signaling pathway; signal transduction; monoatomic ion transmembrane transport
Cellular component (GO): GABA-A receptor complex; postsynapse; synapse
Molecular function (GO): benzodiazepine receptor activity; GABA-A receptor activity; GABA-gated chloride ion channel activity
Source: RefSeq, a predicted model, not a curated record
GCGAGGGGAGGAGGAGGAAGGCGGGGGGAUGCUGCUUCUUCCCUCCCUCCAUCGCGCUCUCGCUCUCUCCCUCCCUCGCCGCGGCCGGAGGAGCGCAGGCGGCGGCAGCACGGCACGGGGGCUCGGGGAGCGCAGUCCCGCGGACCGCAGCGGGCUCCGGCCGGGCCCCGCUGGGGCAGCCGGCGCGGCGGAAACAUCAACAUUUUAGCUGUCCUUGUUGUGAUUUGGAACGCGUCUCCCCAAACUGUUGGAAUUUCCCACAGAACAGAUGUUCAGCCUCUUAAUUUGUGCUUCAUCAGCAAAUACUUGAAUUUCCAAGACUGCGUGUCCCUUCUCAGCUGGAAGGUGGCAGGAACCAGAGGAGCCAUCUCGAAUAAGGGCUUGUCUCACCAGAGGUGUAGGUCUUGGAGGCUUGCGUGACAGUCACUGUGUGCUGACACCAUGGCGCUGAAGCUCCCAGGAAUGGGCUCGCUCUCCUUUGUUAGCCUUGGAGUCCUAGUUCUGGUUUUGGCUCUCCCUGCUGAUGCUGGGCUUUCUCAGAAACAUGUUUCAGACGUCGUCGAUGACAGCAAAGACAACAUCACCAUUUUCACCCGGAUCCUGGACAGGCUGUUGGAUGGAUACGACAACCGCCUGAGACCUGGACUUGGAGACAGUGUAACUGAAGUCAAGACAGACAUAUACGUGACGAGUUUCGGCCCUGUCUCAGACACAGAUAUGGAAUACACUAUUGAUGUCUUUUUCCGGCAAUCCUGGAGAGAUGAAAGGUUGAAGUUUGAUGGUCCCAUGAAAAUACUUCCCCUGAACAACCUGCUGGCCAGUAAGAUCUGGACUCCUGACACCUUCUUCCACAACGGGAAGAAAUCUGUUGCCCAUAACAUGACAACACCCAACAAGCUGCUGCGCCUGGUGGACAAUGGCACCCUCCUGUACACCAUGAGGCUAACGAUUCAUGCAGAGUGCCCCAUGCACUUGGAGGACUUCCCAAUGGAUGUGCAUGCCUGCCCGCUGAAAUUUGGGAGCUAUGCCUACACAAAGACAGAGGUGAUCUACACCUGGACACUGGGGAAGGAUAAAUCAGUGGAAGUAGCAAAGGGUGGAUCUCGCCUGAACCAGUAUGACCUGCUGGGCCACGUUGUGGGGACGGAGAUGGUUCGAUCCAGCACAGGGGAGUAUGUCGUCAUGACCACACACUUCCACCUCAAAAGGAAGAUCGGCUACUUUGUGAUCCAGACCUACCUACCCUGUAUUAUGACGGUCAUCCUGUCCCAGGUCUCCUUCUGGCUUAACAGGGAGUCUGUCCCUGCCCGAACGGUUUUUGGCGUCACCACCGUCCUCACCAUGACCACACUAAGCAUCAGCGCAAGAAACUCGUUACCUAAAGUGGCGUAUGCGACGGCCAUGGACUGGUUCAUAGCCGUCUGUUAUGCCUUUGUGUUUUCUGCGCUGAUCGAAUUUGCCACUGUUAACUACUUCACCAAGCGCAGCUGGGCUUGGGAUGGCAAGAAGGUGCUGGAAGCCCAAGAGAUGAAGAAAAAAGAGCCAGUGGCACUAGCGAAGAAAACCAACAACACCUACAACAUUGUUGGCACCACAUAUGCCCUCAACAUUGCGAAGGACCCUGGCCUGCCCACCAUCUCCAAGAGUGCUGGUGCCACUGCUACUGCCACCAACGUACCCCCCAAGAUGCCCCGCACAGAGGAGAAGCUCCCAGAGAGUAAGAAGACAUACAACAGCGUCAGCAAGGUAGACAAGAUGUCCCGCAUCGUCUUUCCAGUCCUCUUUGCCAUCUUCAACUUAGUCUACUGGGCCACGUACGUAAACCGGGAGUCAGCUAUCAAGGGAAUGAUCCCCAAACAAUAAAACCAGUCACACAAACCUUCCAUCAGUGAGCACCAUCCAGGCAGGAAUUCUCCAGGGCUUUCUUCUUUCCUGUUUUGCUUAAUUAUUAUUGUUUAUUUGAUAUUAUUAUUAUUCCUAUUAGAUUGUUCUUUUAUAAUGUAAACAAAACUGUGAUUUUAAUUUCACCACGUCUUAUGCUUUAGUUUCCUUUUACUUUGUCUCUGAUGAGGAAAGGAAAAAAAAAAAAGGAUCAUAACAAGUUGUGCCUCUAACAUCGUGAGUCUGAUGUCCCCCAAGUUGCCUGUGCUUCCAUCUCCCUGCCUCCACUUCCUGCCAUUCCCACAGUCUGCAUGCCACUGCCAUUCCACACUCCACUCUGCUGGGGGCUGCUGCCAGGGUCCACUACCUUCUUCCUCUUCUGCGAAGGACUGCCCUAGCAUAAUGGAUGCUCCUGGUGGCCUGGGUUCAAGGAUAUGGAGGCCUCUGGCAUCAGUCUGCUGGGCUGCUCUUCAGUGCCUGAUGCUUUGUGCUCAGUGGUAUUCCUGGGCUGUGGAUGCAGGUGAGCAAUGCAGCAGGGGCCAGCUUGUAGCCCGACACUGGUGGUGAACCCACCACUGCUGUGGUCUGUGGAGCCAUUGCAGGGAUGGAACAGGGUGGCAGCAUCUUGUAGGUACCUACAGGGCUUCUUCCCCUGUGUUCACCCAGCUGCUGGUUUCCUCCAUGUCUCUCAUGAGACAAGAGCAGGUGAGAAAGGUCUUAUCUGUCUGCCACCCUCUUGAGGCAAUUCAUGUUAGAGGGUGGGAUGGUUCCUACCAGAGAAAUAGUUUUUCUCAGGGUCAGUCAGGAAGUCAAGACAGGAGCCUUGGAGGAGAUGAUAGUAGCUGUGAGGCUACAUGCAUUCAGCAUCAGGACUGGAAGCCAUAGAGUUCAUGUUCAGAUGGGUGGUUCAUCACUUUCUCUUGGCCCCAUCCACCUACCCUUCUUGACAUCUCCUCUCUCUCCCAGAACCUUCUUCCAGCUUCCCAUUCAUCUUCCUUUGGUUACUCAGCAGCCCUCAGUAGUAUCUCACUGCUCAUGGGUCGAUGUAGACAGAGAAGCCCCUACCUCUCAGGUAAGGCACACUGACAGGGAGGACCACAGCCUGGGGAAGUCCAGCUCAUGGUGCAUCCCUGCUCCGGUGCACUAGAGCAGCAGUGAUGCUGGUUCCUGUGGCACACACCAGGGGCCACUCAGCCAGCUGUAGGGGUGAGUCAAGGGACGGCCAGUCCCCAAGCACCUCCCUGCCCCUGGUGAGCCUUGCUGAGCAUCCUCAGCACCAAGGGAGAACAGCAGAAGGGGCUUUUUGAAACAGCAGGGUGAUACUGCUGUCCCAGAGAGCCAUGUGAGUCAGGUGCCAUCCCACAAAGCCAUUGAGAUAAGAAACAAUUCUUAACUGUUCCAAGGAAAGCCCUCCAGUGCCUUGGAGAGAGGCUUUUUCUCCUUUGCUGGCCACCAUAGUCAAGGACCCAAAACAGUGGUUGUCCCCUUCCCAGCAGCAGCACAAGAUGGUGGCAUCCAAGCCAUUUGUCUUCCCUCUCUGGUGUCCAGAACCAUGGACACACUGUCCUGCUACAAGGAAAGACAUCCUGUGCCUGGUGAGUUCUCUUCCCCAGCCUGUGGGCAGCACUAAUCCUGCUCGCAGCCCUGCUCUCAGGAUGGGGUGCAUCCCCUCUUUCCUGAACCUCCCUCCAUCCCUCUGGCUGAGCUGCCCCAGCAUGUUUUGGGUGCAUGCAGUCAGGCCAAGGUGAUGUCUUCAUCACCCCCAAGGGUGAUGUCUUCAGCAUUGCUUUGAGCUGCCGUGCCAAGCUUAGUUCUCCCCUGCCCAUGCAGGAGCAGGGCUGAGCACAAGGCAUAGGAUUUACCCCACCUGGAAUAUCCAUGGGGACAGUAGGACAGAGCGGGGAAGGCCAGGGAGCUUUGUCCUGCAGCAUGGGUGGCAUUGGUGCAUGUCCUGCCUGUCCCUUACCAAUCUUGCUGGCUCAACAGCAGUGCAGUCACUCCCCCUGCCUACAGCUGCAGUGAGGAGCGGAGCUCGGAGACAUUUAGCUCAGCCCCCAGUGCUUUCGGUCCAUAAGCACAUCCACACAAGCAGGCAGCAUCAGGCAAGCUCUUCAAGCUGAUGCUAAGAAAACCAGUUCUCUCCCCAUUCUCCCCCAUAACAUCUACACCCCAAAACAUUUCUACAGUGCCUUUCAUUCCUGAGGGCUCCCUGCUGGGUGACAAAGAGAGGAAAGCUUGGGAGCUCUCCCCUUUGCGCACCCAGCAUUAGGCUGGAGGAGCAGAGGGAGAGUUCACCAUCCCCAGUCCUUCUGCUGGGUGACGGGGACAUCCCGGCUGCUUUUGCAUCCCCUGGCACUGGCCUACUGCUGCUGCUGCAGCCACUGUGUUCUGACAGCGUGGCCUCCCCAGCAGAGCCCACUGUGUCCCCAGACCCCUUGCCACCGAGACCCCUGUGCUCCAUCCACACCAGCAGCGUCCCCUCUAGCAGUCAGUGCCAUUGUGCUGCCCUUCUGCUCCCUGGGUUUUCCAUUGGGAAGUACCACAGUAUCCGGCCGUGAGUCUGUUUUAGACACUACUUGGAUGUCAUUUUCUUAAAUAAGCUAGAUGAAGUGUAUCUCAUAAAACAUUCAUGUCUCUAUAAUGCUCGGGCCUAAGUGAACAGAAUAGAAACACUUAAAAAGCAAACCAAACACAAUAAAACAAUAACAAAGAGUAUAUUGUGUUUACAAAUGGAAUUACAUCAAAGGCAAGUUUAAAUACAAGAUCAGUGACUUGACUGACUUGAGCAGGCCCUGGCGCAGAGGUAGUCUCCUGCUAGCCUGGGCAUUCCCCAAAGUCCCCUUCACCCCAAGGGCCACGUCCUACCAUGCAUCACCUCGCUACGCAUUCCUGGUCUGUUGGUGGCAGCUUCGCAAAGCUCUUCAUGAAGUCAGGUCUUACCAUCGCUCCUCAGCAGCUGCUGCCUUUGUGCCCCAGGGGUGAUGCUCAAGGUGCUGGGGCUGGAUCUCUCUGCGGUGCUGGGCACAGCAUCAGCGCAACAUCUGAGCUUCCUCCCUCUUGUGGAUGAUCCGAUCUGUCGGGGUGUAUCUCCUGCCUGUGUCUUCCCCCAGUCUUUCCCUCCCUGCAAUGCCGAGGUGCUUGUCCCUCCCCAGGACACAGCCCAUCAAUCUGGCUUGCUGGUGACACCUGUCUGCUGGCUCAUCUUUGCUCUUCCUGACUCCAAAAACUUUGCUCUCUGCCUGAUAAAAGGCUGCCUUCCUGGGUCUGUGUUAGCACGCCUUGAAAGCCAAGUCUAUUCCCACCAAAGCCUGGCACUGGUUCCGGAUCUUUUUGCCAGCUGGAAGCAGAAAUACCAGCAUCCUUUGGUUAAAGACAACAAACCAAACAGGAUUUGUAGUUUGGCUCCCAAGCAAGGAAGCAUUUUGAGAAGAUAGUUAUAAAUAAGUGGUUUAACAUCUCCUGCCAGCAGACAUCACAGAGAAGAUAAUGUUCUUUUUUUUUUUUAAUCUGUCAGCGGCUCAAAUUGGGACAUUUCCUUCCCAGUUAACAUGAGGCUGCUGAUGGAGGAGGCUUCCUCUAAGAGCAUGCCAGAGCUAACCUAGUAUCAGUUACUGGGGUUCUCUGCUUGCUGUGAUAGUAUCUAAGGGCUCCAUUUUUAUAAUUGGCCACAUAUAGUAAUAGAUCUGUACGUGGCCAUUGAUAGUCUAAUCCAUACGUGUGCACAGCAUGGGCGCUUCAUUUCGCUGUGAACCUUAAUACUCCAAUAUUCUUUUUCUUCUGGCAAGGCCCAAAGCCUCCCUGGCUUGAUGAGAGUCUCCUAGGCAGGAGUUACAAGUCUUUGAGAGUGAUAAAAAUGACCUGUUCAGUCUAUGCUCCUGUUCUGUAGCUUGCACCACCUGGGACAAACACAGUGUAGCCCAAGCCUGCAGUGGCAUUCCUCCUGAAAAUGUCAGAGGGACAUUUUGGCACUUGAAGCUUGCCCAUUCUCUCCUCUGACAACAUGCAUGGGCAAAGCAGUUCAGCAUUCAGGAGCUCCAUGCCCUGGGGAGGUGAGGAGUGGUUUGGCGGAGAUCCUCCAAGCAGGCAGUAGAGGCAGUGCAUGGUCACUGUGAGUGUCACAUCAGUGCUGUGACAUUUCUGUGGGGUGACAUGCAAGGGAGAGGGGAGAAGUGGUCCCUUGGUGUCACCCAUUCCAAAGGGCUGAUGGAGUUACCCACAUAUCUCUCAAGCGCUUCUUGAAGAUCACCCAGCAGGACUGUAACACUCAAGACACUUCCCGGUUCUCUUCUGUGCACUAAGCUCAACAUAAGCAAAGCUGGCUUUGCACUCCCUAGGUUUUACAGGCAAGUGCUGUGGCCAACACAGCUCACGCCCGCCCUGAUCUCUGCCAGCUCAGGGGCACUGGCAGGGUCCUACCUAGUUCAUUUGCUGUAGGACAUCCUCUGUGCAAGCAGACCCCAUGCUUGCUGUUCCCAGACACAAGCCACGUGUGCAAACAAGGUCACAACCAGCCUGUUUCUGCAAACACAGGGUGCAUUCACUUCUUAUCUGCUGCCUCAAGUUCUUCUGUCCAUAUCUUGGAUUCCUUUCAGCUAUCCCUUGGGGAGGAUUACAGGGCUGCAUCACAUACUAGAAAGGGAUUUCUCUUGCUCCAGAUCACCUUGCAUGGGAAGGUCCUUUGCUACAACCUUGCUAAGACCUUCAGAAACCUGGAGCUGUUGCAUCUCCCGGAGGGUGCUGCAGAAGCAUCUCUUAGCAGCUGCUGAAGGAACAGAGCAGUUAAACACACACUGCUGUUAAAGCAAGGAUCGUGGUCAAACACGAGUGGCUAUUGAGGACAGGUACCAUGGUCUACCAGCUUGCCAUGGCAUGCCGUGAGCAGGAAAGGACCAGGCAGCCCCAAUGGGCUCACUUGAGCGACAUGCUAGUACCCCCAAUUCCACGUGCUUGGUCCUGGGAGUGGUGGACAGCCACUGUGGGGCCAUGGGACUGGAUUGUUGCACCAUGCAGGGUCAGGCCAGCCCUCACUCCAGGCCCUCUCCCACAAACUGUAUGCCUCUGGGGCCACACUUUAACGCAGCCAAUCAAAUAUCCGUGUGGAUUUUGCAGACUGGAGAGAAAUAACAUUUCCCUGACUCCCUGGUGGCUGUUGAGGCUGGGGAGGGCUCAGCCAGGGUGAGAGGCACAUUCAUGAGAAUCUAAAUGCUCUAUUAAUGUCAAAGUAGGAAUGAAAAAACCUCAAACAAUUCACCAAUCCUCUCUCCAUAUCAAGCUAAACUACUCCCGAAGGCAUUUUUGGCAAGAGGCCACAGCACAGAUGAGAUUGAUGGCUUCCAGGUAUAAAUAUUUACUGUUUGACCUUGUUCAGUCAGCCAAAGGUUUUUACAUAUAUAUAUGCGCGUGUGUGUAUAUUUAUGCUCACAACCUCUUCAUAUCUAAAAGUCAAACCUCUUUCUCUUUGAAGGAGAAAAUGGCCACUUUCAAUUGUUUUACUUCCCUCUCAUUGUCUUUGCUAAAUCUUCUGGAAGGAUGUGCAUCCCUCUCUGCUGGUCCUCAGAUGGCUUUAAGAGGCACAGGGAACAAAGGAAGCAAGGGAGAAGAGCCUCACUCCAUCUUGGGGUCUCAAUGCAGAAUUGCUGCCUGGACUAAGGUCACUGCUGGCAGCAAUGCCCAGCACCUAUCAGGAAAAGUUAACCCCAGAUACCACAGCUUCUCCAGGCAGCCUUUGCCCUGCUCCAGACACUAGGAUGUUCCCAGGAAGGCAGCAUGGCUCUUUAACAGCUAAAUGCCAUAAGCAAUUAGUCCUCACUCCGUAGCACAACCAGGGAAUGCGUAGCUGAACAUUGCAAAGGGGUGUGAGGUUUCCACCCUGAGCAAUGCUUCAGGAGGGAGCGUAAAACCUGGUGGGAUCCAUUCCAGCUGUCCCUGGCUAGAGGAAUGCUGCAGGUAGUGGCUGUGCUUCAGCUUCAGCUCUUCUGCAAAGGGAAGUGCUAGCACUUGACCACUACUUGCUGCUCAUCCAGGUGGGAAGUGCUGGCAUGUGAUUAUGUGCUAAUUGUGGAAGGAGUCAGCAAAAGCACAGGCCUUUGCUGCUGCUGUGUCCUGGAUCUGAUCUCACCCCAGCACAAGCAGGACCAAAGACAGAUGAUGCUGGGCAGCUCAUGGUAAGUGGACAAUGUGCAGCCCCUAGCAGUGGUACCCAGCGCCAGCUUCCUCAGUGUCAGCCCUUUGUCUCCCCCUGUCUUAGAAGAAACGUUUAGGCAGUGAUCCUGCAACAGCAUUUGUAGCUCCUAUAUUCCUUCCUGUGCUGCUGGAGCAAGGCUGUGGUCAGUGGCACCACUGCCUUGUCGUGGCCCAGCCACAAGAAUGAAGGAUGUCACCACCCAUAAGCAAACAAAGCCGGUUCUUUCUAUGUCUAUGCCUGCCUCCCACCAUGGGGAUCUGAGCUGCUUUAAACAGCAGAGAGCCUUAGGCUUGGAUUAGUCUUAACAUUUGACCCGUCAUCCUUCACCACAAGCAAGCAGGGUUAUGCUGGUUUUUGCUCUUGAAGCUCUAGGACAAAAUAAGAUGUUCUAGCAACUCUGUGCUCGUCCCCACCAAUGCAGAUCUCUUCUGCUUUAAUGCUUCCAUCUGCCUAGAGAGGGAAGCCUGGUCCCAGGUUUGCUAUGUAAGCCAGGAUGCUCCCACAGUCUUUAAAGGCUCUUGGCUUUUUUCUUCACUGCAGCUUGAAGGUCCUGUCAACUUCUUCAGUCCAUUGGCUCAUGUUACACUGCGAGCAGCACUCUCUUUCCCCUGAAAAAUCUAUGGAUUUCUCCUGUCUUUUUGCAGGGCACCCAGCAAAGCUAACAGCAAUCAUACAUUGAACGAGUUGAUUUUCACAACCACAAAAAAAGUAGGGGCAGAGUUAGGAAACCUGAGUCUUUGUCACAUUGCCUUUGCAAUGAGGGAGUUUCUGAGCUGACUAAAUCCAGUCAGGUGGCCACAAGUAUCCCUUCAUCAACUAGAUUUCCACUGCUGACUGACCUGGGGAUAGCCACAGGCAAAUGUCCUACCUGAGGGUGAUGGUACCUGCUGCUUCUUUAGCUGCAGACCUGGUGCCCAAGGUAGGAAGAGUUACAUUAGCAUCAUGCUAGGGCAGCCCAUCAUGGGAAAGAGCACACUACAACAAAUCACCAGAAAACACGCUCAUUUUCACUGCCUCAGGUGCAACAUGUGCCCCAGUAUGUCUUCUGCUUUGUUUUCCAUCUUGUGAGACUUUCUUUACUCCGCUAUGGGAAAGAAUCUAGCUGGCAGCAGUUUAAUGCAUGACAAUCCUGUUAUUACAGCUGUAAAUAAUGAACAACUAGAGAAAAUGCUUUUUUUUAUUAUUAUUAUUUUUUGUCAAUUUUAUUUUCUCCAUUGACUAGCUGGUAGCCACUUUCUUAAGGAAUUUCUCAUGGAAACUGUGACUUUUCUUCUCUUUCUCUUUCUGAGAUUUGUGUUUCAAAUGCUUUUUGGUGCAAUGUUCAAUGCCUGUUUGUAUUUUUGAACCGUAUUUUUCAACCUUUGCCAGAAAAAAAGAAAAAUUGCUCAUUCUAAUUGGCAGGAUUUUGAGUCCUGCGGUUUUUUUCAGCUUUGAGCUUUUUCAAUAAGUUAACGCAACAGAAAAAUGUCUCCAAAAAUCACAGUAAAGUUCUGAAGAGAGAUUAGAAAACAUCAGAAACAAGAACUACAUGAAUAAGAUCAGCAAGAGGAGGAGGACUCUUCUGACCACCUACUAACCUGAUCUAACACACAAGGCGGGACUAGACCUCUUCAGUGAACGAAAUCACUCCGCUUUUCCACUCUACCCACUCUCUCCAACUCCAAUCAAAACAAAUUAAAAUUCAUAUUAAGAAAGAUAA